Messenger RNA from Astrephomene gubernaculifera, 1350 nucleotides. Lineage: Eukaryota; Viridiplantae; Chlorophyta; Chlorophyceae; Chlamydomonadales; Astrephomenaceae. The record is from the annotation of a GenBank genome assembly.
CAUUUCUAUGCGCGGUCCCUUGCCGGUGAAGGCCUCCCGAGCAGCCUAUAGCGGCUCUUCCAGCAAGUCCAGCAAUAAAACGGAUAACAGCAGGGGCCGUGACGCUCCACCUCGGGGUCAACCCAAGUCCACAAGACGGGCCCAUGAUAACGCCAACAAGGCUCCUCCCCGAGGCAGCGGCCGUGCCCCAACCAAGCCAAGCAAGCCGCUGAUUAAGCCUGCUGCCAAUGCUGAUGUCGAGGAUGAUGAUCUGGACUACGAAGGCGCGGAGGGCGACGACGGCUCCCCGCCCAUUGAUUUGGACGCGCUACUUGCAGAUGAGAGCGCCGUACGACAGCUGCGAUCCUCCCUGCUUUCCUCCUUGUCAGCACAGCAUGCAGAUGCAGCACGAGAGGAAGCGGACUUGCGUGAAGUCCCUUCACUAACGCCACAACAGCCAUUACAGCCGGUCAAUUCUUCCACCAAUGCCAUCCAUGGCUCCGGAACCAAGAAGCUUUCAUCUGCAGCUCCUGCUGCUGUUGACUCGAACGCUGUGACAGAAAGUCGCCAAAAGCCUGACAGCGACAGCGGCACCCGCAAAAGCAACACCCACAAGCCGCCGCCGCAGCAGCAAGAGGCCCCGCAACACCAACUUCCAAUUGUCGUCCUUAAGAAGGAUAAGGCCCGACUCUUCUCCUACGGCAACCCCAUGGUGUACGGCGGUGCCGUGGACUGCGUCAUCGGUCGGCCGCCCCCCGGCGCGGGUGACACGGUGGUGGUGGUGGACCACUCGCGGCGGCCGCUGGGCUGGGGCGUGUUCAACCCGCACUCCAUGUUCCGCGUCAGGCUGCUGCAGCUCCAGUCUGAGAUGGAGGCAGCCGCUGAGGAGGAGGCGCAUGCAACCGACGCUGCCGUACCAUCCGCUGCCGCUACAGCUGCUGCCAGCGGUGCCGUACAUGACCCGUACGACGUACCUUCCCUAGUGGACCGCCGUAUACGCCAGGCGGUGGCGUUACGUCAGUCACUGGGACUGCCCAGCCAGCAAACCAAUGUGUUCAGGCUGGUCAACAGCGAGGGAGACCGGCUGUCGGGGCUGGUGGUGGACGUGCUGGGGCGGGUGGCGGUGCUGCAGGCGGGGGCGGCGUGGGUCAUGAGGUACCGCGCUGCCAUCGAGUCCUCCCUGCUGUCCGCUUGCGCCGCCUGGGGUGUGAGCCAGCUGGUGUGGCGGCCGCAGUGGCGGGUGCUGCAGCAGGAGGGCCUUACGGAGGGCGGGGAGCAGGAGGGGCAACUUGCGAGGGCCGAGGACGGCAGCGAAGAUGAUGGAGCGGAGGCAGGGGAGGGUGGAGAGGAGGAGGAGCAGGAGAAGGAGGC